AUGCAUUUUUUUUCGAUUGUUCUUCUUCUGAUCGCCACCUUCAAGCAAUCCGAUGAGCUGAAGAUCCUCGUCUACUCGCCGUCGUUCAGUGGAAGCCAUACGAAUUUUAUGGCGCGAUUGGCGGAUGUGCUGACCGAAGCCGGCCACAAUGUCACCUUUUUGGUGCCGGUUGGCGACGAGGCGCGAAAAACUCAACUCGGCGUCAAAUUGACGAACGACGUCGUGGUCGUCGAGAAAGACGCGCACAUGAUCAACGCGAAUCUCAUGGAAAUCGAUCAUGGAAUGAAGAACACGUGGCUUUUGAACUCAGAAAGUCCCGACGAACUUCUAUCAUUCACCAAAGUCUUUAAGAAUAUGUUUGUCGAGUUGUGCGCAAAUUUGCUUCGGAAUCGUCAAAUUCUCGAAGAAAUGAAAUCGCGAGAAUUCGAUGUUGGCAUUGUUGAGCCGAUUGCGAUUUGCGGACCAGCAUACAUGCAUGAAAUUGGAAUUCGAAAAACCAUUUUUGCUUCAUCGAUGGUAUUCUACGACCCGAUUGUGAUUGCUAGCGGUGAGCCGUUGGAGCCGAGUCAGAUUCCGUCUGUAAUGGGCAUGGGAAGCGAUAUAAUGACUAUUGCUGAAAGAUACAAAAAUUGGAGAAUGAUGACGAAAGGUGUUGAAUUUUUCCACGAUCAAUUCAACGGCGAAAUGAGAUAUUAUCGAGAGUAUCUCGGAGAAGACAUGCCUCAUUGGAAUGACUUGUUCGCGACAGCCUCGAUAAUGUUCACAAACGCGAAUCCGCAAUUGGAUUUCCCGCGUCCAAUGUUGUCCAAAACAAUUCCGAUCGGCGGGAUUACUGUGCAUUUGAAGAAGAUCCGAGAAUCCAAACUGGACGAUGAGUGGGACGAGGUUCUUAGUCGACGAUCGAAGACGGUUCUCGUCUCGUUCGGAUCCCUAUCAGCCUCGUCUGAUAUUCCCAUUAGUUGGAAGAAGAACAUGGUGAAAGUGUUCGCCUCAAUGAAGCACGUCACCUUCAUCUGGAAGUACGAAACCGACGAUCUGGAAUUCGCGAAAGAAGCUGACAAUAUUUAUUUCUCGAAAUGGGUCCCGCAGCCGGCCCUUCUUGCUGAUCAUCGAUUGUCGGCAUUUGUGACACACGGCGGUCUAGGAAGUACGAACGAAUUGGCGUAUUGUGGGAAGCCGGCCAUCCUGGUGCCGGUGUUUGUCGAUCAAUAUAGAAACGCGAAAAUGCUUGAAAGACAUGGUGGAUCAAUUUUAUUGAAAAAAGAAGAUUUAGAAGAUUCGAGCAUUCUUAAAGACGCAUUGAUCAAAAUUCUGUACGACGAGUCGUACACGAAACAUGCUCAUCAUUUAGCCGAGCAAUUGGAGCAUCAGCCUCUCAAACCCAAAGAGCUUGUCGUCAAAUACACCGAGUUCGUCGGAAAGUACGGACCAUUGGACAAAUUGGACCCGCAAUCGAGAAAGCUGAACUUCAUUCAAAAGCAUAUGCUUGAUGUUUAUUUUUUGAUUGGCCUAAUUUACACGACCAUAUUCGGAAUCUCAAUAUUUGUAUUGAGACGAUUGAUUCGUGUGGUUUGGAAGAAUAAAGCGUAA
This is a messenger RNA of Caenorhabditis bovis, 1590 nucleotides long. NCBI's taxonomy places the organism in Eukaryota, Metazoa, Nematoda, Chromadorea, Rhabditida, Rhabditidae. The record is from the annotation of a GenBank genome assembly.